AUGACGGCUCAGCAAUCGCAUGAGACGGCACUAGAACUCGCCUCCGCUGUCUCUCAGCUUCAGCAACGAGCUGCGGGACAGCCAGCGGCCCAGAUCAACCAGCGAGGCCAGGUGGCGCCUCAGGUUGGUCAGCGACGAAGGGAGCACCGCCGACUGGCGGAUCAAGUCGACCACGGCCAGCAGCACUCGUUUCGACCCGCUCAGCACCAGCUGGCGCUUCAGGGCAAGCUCCAGGCGCUGCUUCAGGAGCCUGAUGGGACGGGCGUGGAACUCUUCCCCUUCCAGCAAGCCCUCCAGGGUGUUGGGCAGGGUGGCCGCGUGGUCGUCGCCAGGGUCAUUGUGUCCCCCGUCAAAACUCACCUCAUCAUAUGGAAGCAGGUGUGUGGCACCUGUCCGUGA
Diutina rugosa is the source of this 399-nucleotide messenger RNA. RefSeq lists its product as uncharacterized. Lineage: Eukaryota; Fungi; Ascomycota; Pichiomycetes; Serinales; Debaryomycetaceae. Bases 1 to 399 code for a protein of 132 amino acids. The transcript has a single exon. The record is from RefSeq and is a predicted model, not a curated record.